AUGACCCCCGACAAUUUGUUGAUAAAAUACUACGAGAUCCACCUCUCGUCACUGAGCAUAGACGACGUCGCACUGGUGCAGCACGUCGCCAUCCCCGAAGACUACUCGACAAAGUGUACCGCCACUCGUGUAGUUACCACCAAGACGGACGGGAAGGCCAAGUUUGUUCUCGGCAAUGAUUUCGGCGUCCCCGUCGGUGGUCACACGUCCUUGACCUUUCAAGUGAAGUCCUGCGGCAACGUGUAUGUCCUGUUGACGGAGAAGAUCAAGGUGGCGCCCACAAAAGGAAACUAUUAUUUCAUUUCCCUGGGUGUCACCAAGUCCCACCGAAUCUCUGGCAUCAUCGAGGGCUGCUACUCCUGCAAUACGUUCCCGAACUACAAGCUCAAAACGGUGCUGAACUGUACAGAAUACAACACGUUCUGGGUAGCCUGGGAUGGACAGGGGUCAGUCAGCAUUGGGAGGGAAGGGGACUUGAGGACAAAACCUCUCCUGCAGUUUAAAGGAAAGAAAAAGUAUCCAAUCAACUUUUUCCAGGUCACAUCGUAUAACUUUACCGCAGAGUUCAGGUUCCACCUUCCCUGCGAUGGCGGCACUUACGGCGACAACUGCACCGAUGUGUGUGGCCACUGCAGAUUCGGCCUUGCGUGCGACUCGGAUAGCGGAGAGUGCCCACAUGGAUGUCAAACUGGCUGGACCGGUUCUCUCUGUGCUGAGGAGUGCGGUAACAACACAUACGGGCCUGAAUGUACUCCCUGUGGACGAUGUCGUGAAAGAUGUGAAGUGGACACAGGACGUUGCCCCAAUAGUAUAUGCCAGCCUGGCUGGGUCGGCGACAGGUGUGACAGAGAGUGCUUCCAAGGGACGUACGGUCCGUACUGUACGCCUUGCGGUCAAUGCCAGGAGGGGGACAACUGCGAUGUCGGGACUGGACACUGUCCAAACAGGUGCCAGGACAGAUGGACGGGGGUCAGGUGUGACAUACAAUGCCCCGGAAACACUCACGGGUACAACUGCACGAGGUGCGGCCACUGCCGGGGUGAGGAAGAUUGUGACCGAGACACCGGACAGUGCCCAUCGGGAUGUGACCGUGGAUGGUCUGGUCCUAUGUGUAACACAAAAUGCAAGUUACAGACGUAUGGUCUCAACUGUGGCCUAAAAUGUGGUCAUUGUCUUGGGAAAGGCCCAUGCGACCACGUGACCGGUGAUUGUUCGUCAGGGUGUGAUGAAGGGUGGUUUGGAUCAAGAUGCAAAUUGAGCUGCCCCGGCCUCACCUACGGACAGGACUGCCAAUACAGAUGCGGGCACUGUGCCAAAGGAUCCAAGUGUCACCCAUCUACUGGCGCAUGCGCAGAUGGCUGUGAAGACGGAUGGCAAGGUCAUGACUGUAUUCGACCCGAUCAACCCAACCCAAUAAGGAUUUCGACAGAGAGUACUCCCAUCGCCGUGGAUCACCAGUAUGUCACUGGAUCAGUCCGAGCCGACACAAUUGCUGCAAUAAUCCUGGGAAUAUGCAUCGCGUUAUUGAUGGGGGUGAUUUUCACCCUCUUGUGGAGGCGUGCUGUGACCCGUCAUGAAAGCAAAUACCGAGCCAACUACAACCACAACGACGGGAAACCUGUCCACCUCGACAUCCCCGCCAGCCACGGAGACACGACUUCUAAUGCUUUCACUAACGCUGGAUUCCUAAAUAUUUCAGACACCACUGCACAGAUGUAGUAGCGACGAUAGUCUGGAUAGUAUACAUCUGUUGUCUAUUUCACACCAUAUAAAAGCUACAGAACAUGUCAUAAUCAUAGGAGUGAGAGAGUUUAGUUUUACGCCGCACUCAGCAAUAU
This is a messenger RNA of Haliotis rubra (blacklip abalone), 1838 nucleotides long. RefSeq names its product scavenger receptor class F member 1-like. The coding region runs from base 1 to 1719 and encodes 572 amino acids. The record is from RefSeq and is a predicted model, not a curated record. Gene Ontology annotation, molecular function: scavenger receptor activity. The transcript is spliced from 11 exons. NCBI's taxonomy places the organism in Eukaryota, Metazoa, Mollusca, Gastropoda, Lepetellida, Haliotidae.